Messenger RNA from Ascochyta rabiei, 2457 nucleotides. Its product is annotated as SWI5-dependent HO expression protein 4. Bases 1 to 2457 code for a protein of 818 amino acids. NCBI's taxonomy places the organism in Eukaryota, Fungi, Ascomycota, Dothideomycetes, Pleosporales, Didymellaceae. The record is from RefSeq and is a predicted model, not a curated record. The transcript has a single exon.
AUGUCUUCCAUCUCCAAGGAUGAAAGGGCGUUACAGCUCGCGCAGGCCGCGAGUGAGAGCCUCGCGUCUGGUGACUUGGCGGCCGCGGCUAGCAAACUACGUGAGGCUACGAGCAUCGCACCAGACAAUGCGCAGAUCAGAGAGGCAUGGGGAAAGCUGAGGCAAGAGGAGGACAAGAGCGAGUUUUUAACCAUCUGCAAAGUUUGGGUGCAGAGCAAAGAUGAAGCCGACGGCGAACGCGCGUUGAAGUCGAUGAAAGAUCGACCCUUGAAACAGAAAGAAGCCGAACAGGCAAUGCAGAUCCUCAACGACUUCAAAGACGAAGAUGACGUUCUGGACCAAGUUACCGGCGAGCUUUUGAAAAACGUCGGUGCCCAGAUGUGGCUUGCACAGGCCGUGCGAGAGCGGCCCACUAGGAGCUACUACGAGCUGUUCCCUCGCGGAGACGACUCUAUUGACGGACUGCUCAAAGUUCUACUGAACAGAAGCCUGUGGCCUGAUGACGCUACGUUCAAGGCGAGUCACAGAGACGUUUUCCAGCUCAGUCUUGCCAUGAUGAUGGAGGAAGCGCUCGACCAUCCCGAACGCGCUAUGAGAGGCGUCGCGCAGCUUCUGGCCCACCACGCAAACCACCUCGAGAACAUCAUCGACGCCGAUAGUUUUGAUGUCAUUCUUGCUUCUCUUGAUAUCCGGUUGCCUAAGACCCUCCGCGACCAAGCCACACUUGCCAGCAUCAAGUUGUUUGAGCUUAGUCCGGAGACCGCAAAAGAGCUGAUCUCCAAGUUCGUAACGCAGCGUGCGGAAAAGGGCGAUGCAGACAACUUAGUUAUCGCGUUCUCCGCAGCCGCGGCCAUUUUCCCCAUAGCUGCCACGGCAGCAGCUGAGCUUUUCCUUACAGACGGCUUUGUCAGCACGCUGGUUCCUGUAGUAGAGAAGAAGAAGUCCUACAAGUUGAUACAGGUGACGUUGGGGCUGAUCAGUGCGGCAUGUGUAGACAAGAAGUGCCGAGAAGCCAUCAACCGGCACUGCAGGGACUGGCUGGACAUGGUCGCAGAUAGCCCCGACAAAGGACGAGCCAACCUCGCAGCGCUCAUUCUGGUCAAGCUAGGCGACGAAGAGGCUCCCUCGGAGAAUCCCCAGAUUGUCACGCCCGCGAAGGUUGACCAGAGCGAUCUAAUUGCGAACUUCAAAUCAAUGGUCAUCAGCGCCGAUGCUGGCAACAAACAAGACUCUGUCGAAGGCCUGGCCUACGCGUCCCUCCAGCCAAGGUUUCGCGAAGACCUCUCGAAGGAUUCCCAGUUCCUCAAGCGGCUCAUCGAGACAAUGAGUGCCCCAUCGGUGACAGGCAACAUAAUCUUUGGUGGACUGACCAUCUUUGCCAACAUUACCAUGUUCCUCCCGAUUCAAUCUGAUGAAGAGAAGCGUAUGGCGCAACUCAAAGCUUACGCCAAUGUCCAGAAACCUUCGGCGCCAGAUGACCUUCUUAACAACGACCAUGCUACUGCAAGAUGUAAGCGAGUCCUUGAAGCCGGCAUCGUACCACUGCUAGUACAGAUUUGUAAGAAGGGAUCAGCAAACGUACUUUCGCAAAGCAGCCAGAUACUCUUGAAUCUCAGCAACGACAAGAAAAGCCGGGGAUUGAUGACACAACAAGGUGCUGUCAAACUACUCAUCAUUGCCUGGGAACAUAUGGCUUCAACCGCGGCCUCGUCAAAAACAGGCACAUCGCCCUUCCCGCCCACCGCGCAGCCAGUAACUGCACAGGCGCUCUCUCGCCUUCUCAUCAGCGUCAAUCCCGCACUCGCUUUCAACUCUGCGUUGCCACCCGCGUCUGCGAUUCGCCCUCUCCAAAGCCAGCUGUCACGUACCGAGUCAUCGACGUGGCAGCUACACGCCUUCGAAGCGCUGCUUGCCCUCACCAACCUCGCAUCUCUCGACGAAGCCACACAAAACCACAUCAUCCGCAGCGCCUUCGACACCAUCGUCGACGAACUGCUGCUGAGCAACCACAGCAUGCUGCAGCGUGCAUCCACAGAACUCGUAUGCAACCUCAUGGCCUCGCCGCACUGCAUUGAGAAAUUCGCAGACGGCUCCCCACGCGCCAAACACCGCCUGCACCUCCUCCUCGCCAUGACGGACGUCGACGACAAAGCGACGCGCAGCGCGGCCGGCGGCGCGCUAGCCGCGCUCCUGUCGUGCGGCGAGAUCACAGUCACUCCGUUCCUGAAGCAGGAGAAAGGCGUCGAGUUCCUGCUGGGCUUGUGUCAGGACGACGACGACGACCUACGACACCGCGGCAUCGUGUGUCUAGACAGCGUGGCCGAAGUGCCUGCGGGAGUGGAGGCGCUGAGGCGGAAGGGCGCCGUGGCGACGGUCAAAACGGUGCUGCGAGAGACGCACAGCCCGCAUGUGUUGCGCGCUUGUGAGGACACACUGGCCAAGCUGGCUGCUCAGUAG